CUUUGUUCGUUUCAGAUGGCGUCUCUGCCGCUGUCGAGGAGCGCGCCCUGCUCGAGUUCGGAUUCCGAUGAAUCGGACGCGGACAGCGCUAUGCUCGCUUCUUGCAGCCUCCAGCUGCAGGAGAUCAGGCAGGAGGAUUUAGCUGCCAUCCUUCCCGAUCAGCAGGAGUUGGACGCGUUCGGCGCCUUCGAGGAGACGGAGAAAAGCUCGCCGCAGACCGGCGACGCUUCCGGAUCCGACAUGGAGCUGCCGCAGCAGGCCGUCAAUGCGAUUAUCCAGCGAACCACCGAGAGCUCCAGCGAAUCCGAAUCUCAUCCGCCUCCGAAUCCCAGCAGCCUAUAUGCAAACAGCCUGCUGCAGCAAUUCGUCGCCCAGACGCAAUUGCUGAGCACAUCGACGUCACAGUCGGGCGGCGCUGAUGGCGGGUCCGGUCCCAACCAGAACGGCGGCGACGCUCCGAACGCUCUAUCAGCUGAUGAUUCUGUCAAGAGGAAACGCGGCAGGCCGAAGAAGAUCAACAAGAAUCCGGAGAGCUCGAAGAUCGUCGACAAGUCCUUGCUGAACAUCGAGUCCUACACGGAUCCGAACGUCUCCCCGGACUCGGGAAUACAGAACAGUCCGGACCACGUGUCCAGCCCCGACUGCAGUCCGCUGCCGGUGACGAAGGGCGGCAAGUACGGGCAGCAGGAGAAGAAGUGCCAGGGGAAGAGCAGCCAGAAAAUCAAGGAGCAGCAGGCGAAGUUACCGGUAACUUCGAAUCGAUUCGAUCGUAUUCUGUACGGCAACACGGAUAGAGUACUGUAUCCGCCGAGACGUAAAGUCGGGAGGCCGCCCAUCGUCAAGAAAGGACCCGGGCGGCCUCCCAAGAACAAAGUCGAAUCAAAACCCGCCCCCACCAAAAUGGAACUGAAAAGCAAUAAAACGAAGAAGAGUAAAUCCAGCAAAGACAAGGAAAUCCAGCAGCUCACCACGAACACCAACAGCCUGAGUCUAGGUAACACCAACAACAAAGCGAACGGCGUCAAAGAAAACAGCAAAUCGUCGAAAUCCACGCACCUGUACAAUAUAUGCGAAAGGGUCAGCAAACGCCUGGAAUUGAACAAGGACGUGCCACAAAAACAAGAAGGCCAUUCCCACAAAACCAAAUCCAACAAUAACCGUGUUAUACUAGGAAGCAAAAAUAAAAUAGAUCGUGUUAAAAAUAAAUAUCUAGCGUUGAAGAACGCCAAACUGAUGCACAGCAAGCACAAACACAAGAAGCACAAAAAGUGCAAGUUCAAAAUACUGAAGCCUCUAGCAACCGCACACGUAGAUCCGAAAUUGAAUAGCGAAAUAGAUAAGUUAGUGCAAGAUUUUGUGAAACUGUGCAACAUUAGUACAUGCAAACCGGCCAAGGAAAACGUGCCGGAGAUUCUUAAAAAUAUCAAAAAAGUCUCGAAGAAACGGAAAACGUCCGAUAACGUUGACCGCAAAAAGAAGAAACAGAGUACCACCACUAUCAACAAAGAACCGACCUCAAACGAGCAGCGAUUGCCGCUCAAGAAACGUCACUAUCACCUGACGACCAACGAGAAUAAACCCGAGGAAGUGAUCGUUAGCGAAGACAGCAAGAACAAAAACAAAAUCCUCGUAGAGAAAAAAGUCGAGCAACAUCCGCAACCGAGUCCCAUCAAAUCAGCGAAUUCUUCACCGAAGGUGCCCACGAUAAACAACAAUGAAUACGGAGUUUCCGAUCACAUCGAGGAAGCGAUCGAAGCAUGCAUCACAAAGUACACAUCGCCGAAGCUGAAGGAAGUUAAAGUUGAAGAAGUCUCGCCGAAAGAGGAGAAACCCGCUUCGAUUACGGCAACAACUCCGAAAAAACGUCACAGAUUGGAGCAGGCCGCUCAAGAAAUUGCAACUCUACAAGAGAAACCCGAAACGAUGGAGAACGUAGUCUCUGAAAUGAAUCUGAAACGCAAUUUAACAGCUAAAUUGAAUGAGGUGACCAAGAGAAUAGAGAACAACACGGCCCAAAUGAAUACUCGCAAGAAAAAUCGAUUGGAAGAUUUGACGUCGAAUCUAGCCUCGAAAAUAAGCCCUGCGGAGAGUUCGGAUAGCAAUAAACGCAAGAAGGAAGUGAAGAGUGAGGUUCGGGCGACUGUGAUCAAAUACCCCGCCUGCAAGAAAGCGAAGCCCAUCGAACCGGAGAUCUUGGAAUCUGUCGUCGAUGAGAAACCUACAGGAAUCUUCAUGCCCACAGUAGAUUUAGAAAUCAACAUUCCCGAAGCAGCUGAUCAUGACACAAACACGAUACCCGAAGUACCUGAAACUAUUAAAAAUGAUAUUAAGACAAUUCCGACAAGCGCAACUACAGCAACCGUUGCAUCGAAUAAAAUCGCAGAGGUGAAGAAGCGUGUAAGAAAACGCAGAGCCAUAAAUCGCACAGGAUUUCCAACAGUCAAAAAGAAGAAAAAGAAAAUCGUGCAGGAAAUAAUCGUACCUAUUAUAAACACUCCGGAAAUUAAUUCAUGCGAUAGGGUGCCGAAAGACGGUGAAGAAUAUUCCUCUUUCGUGGAACGAUCGGAAAAGAGCGACACCGAAAAGGUAUCCUCUGAUCUCUACAAAGUUUCUAAAUGGGAAGUCUCUAGUGAAUGUGAUAGUUUACCGCAAGAGGAUCGUAUCGAUUUUGAUUCUCUUGAUGUUAAACAAGAACGGAUGUCUUUGAGGAACAGUUCACCUUCGACAUCGGUGGACACCUCGAAGAAAACAGACACGAGCAGCGAUGUUGAUGAUUUGACACUGGAGGCGAGGAUCGAGAGGUUCAGAAAGAAGAAUAAACUGAGGAGACGACACGGUUUGGAGCGAAAGUGCAACGAAGGGCAUUUGAAGAAAAGAUUAAGAGAUACUUCGCCGGCCAGCAGUAUAGAAGCGUUCGAUAAGAGGUUCAAGGAUGAUAGAGCUUCGGCGUCUGGGGAUGAGAAGAAGAACAGGAAAGUGCCGAGGUGGAGGAAGAAGUGCUUACUGGCUGGACUGUUCUCUGAUUAUUAUAAGGAAGACGACGAGACAAUCAAAAUGAAGCGAAACGAGUACGUUACUACAAAAACUAAAUUGUCUUAUAAUCCGGAAGAACAUCCGUACGGAUUAUUACCAGCUCCUUACCAUUGCGGCAAAUACUUGAGGUGCCGGAAAAUAGAGUUUCAGCUGCCUUACGACUUGUGGUGGCAACACACGCAUUCGCAAUUACCCGGCAGAGAUUUGGUGCCUUCUUGGAAUUAUAGGAAAAUUAGAACGAAUAUUUAUAACGUUAAGAAUACAGCCGGCGCCUGCGAACCUCAACCAUGCAAUUGUUCUCCUCAAUCCGGUUGUGGCGACGAUUGCAUCAACAGAUUGGUCUUAGCGGAGUGUCCUGCGACUCACAAGUGCCAGAACCAGAAGAUCCAGAAGCACGAGUGGUCACCGGGAAUCGAGAAGUUCAUGACGGAGAGCAAGGGUUGGGGAGUCCGCACGAAUUCGGCCAUCAAAAACGGUGAUUUCAUCCUGGAGUACGUCGGAGAGGUGGUUUCCGAUCAGGAAUUCAAAGAACGCAUGGCCAGCAGAUACGUGCACGACACCCAUCACUACUGCCUGCAUUUAGAUGGUGGCUUAGUGAUCGAUGGUCAUCGCAUGGGUGGUGAUGGUCGAUUCGUUAACCAUUCUUGUCAACCGAAUUGCGAGAUGCAAAAGUGGUCGGUGAAUGGACAAUUCCGGAUGGCUCUCUUCUCGUUACGAGAAAUAAAACCGGGCGAAGAACUGACGUACGACUACAACUUUUCACUCUUCAAUCCUGCUGAAGGUCAGGAGUGCAAGUGCGGUAGCGAAAAUUGCCGAGGUGUGAUCGGUGGGAAAUCCCAGAGGGUAAGGCAAAUUCCCGUGCAAAAUCCCCCUCCGCAAGCCGGAAGAGUCGGAAGGCCGCGCAAGAAUCAAGCGAAGAAAGCAACGAGCAACGCCAAAGAAGUAGUUACGGCUCCGCCACCGCUGCCGCCUCCGGCCUCGAUUGUUCCCCAAAUGAAACCAAUUAGUCACUCUCAACGGCUGUUCGUGCUGGAGCACCAUUGUUUCCUUCUGCGAAAUCUGAAGAAGGUGAAACGGGUCAGAGAUAGGUCGUUAACAUCCACCGUUUCCAGAACCCAAGCGCCCACACCAACGGACCAGAUCUCGUUCUUGAACCACCUGAACGCACUGCGACAGCCCAGGAACAUGAAAACACGGCAACUAGCACAGGCGGAAGAUGAUCCUGAGCUUCACAAAACCGUUCGUCUGGCGAAUCUUCUGCGUGACAUCUUCAACGUUGUUAUCAAGUACAAGGAUGGUAACGACGAGAAGCUGAGCACACCGUUUAUGCUGUGUCCAGCAAAGCGAAAAGUGCCCGAGUAUUAUCAGAAGAUAACGGAACCGAUCGAUUUGACUACGAUAGAGCAGAACAUCGAGACUGGCGUCUAUAAGAACGUGGAGAGCUUCGACGCCGAUAUGAAUAGGAUAUUCACAAAUGUCAUCAAGUUCUAUGGAAGGACCGCAGAUUUGGGAGUGGCAUCCACGCGUUUGAAGAAGGUUUAUAACGAGGCGAAGAAGGAAAGUCUCCCGAAAUUCCAACAUGUCCUCGGCGUUAAACCACCAGCCAAAUUCACAUCCAAUAAGAAAAAAGGCGAAGAGGAAGAUAUUAUUCGUUGCAUUUGUGGCAUGUUCCGCGAUGAAGGGCUCAUGAUUCAAUGCGAGCGGUGUCUUGUCUGGCAGCAUUGCGAGUGCGUCAAAGCGAAUGCGGAUGCUCCCAGUUAUCAUUGCGAGAAAUGCGUUGCCAGAGACGUGGACUACGAAAUCCCAAUGGAUGAAUACACUGAACACGGUCAUCAGUAUUACAUGACUCUGAUGAGAGGCGAAUUGCAAUUGAGGCAAGGCGACACCGUGUACGUGCUUAGGGACAUUCCAAUUCCCGGCACCGAUAAGAAGCACACGUACGACACGAUCGGGGAAAUCAAAUACGCGGAUUUGGAUAUCUUUAGGAUAGAGAGGCUGUGGAAGGACUCGAAGAACGGGACACGCUUUGCUUACGGUCAUCAUUACUUAAGGCCCCACGAGACUUACCAUGAACCAACGAGAAAAUUCUAUUCGAACGAGGUGAUGCGAGUGCCCCUUUACGAGGCCGUCCCCGUAGAACUGAUCAUCUCGCACUGUUGGGUGAUGGAUUUCAACACCUACUGCAAGGGAAGACCCAUAGGCGCUCCAGAAGAGCACAUCUACAUUUGCGAAUAUCGCGUUGACAAGGGCGCAAGAUUAUUCAGCAAAGUUUCCAAAUCGAAAUUCCCGAUCUGCACGAAGACGUACGCCUUCGAACGUUUCGAUACGCGUCUGAAGGUAACAAGAACUUACACUCCCCACGAUCUGGAUCCGAUGUACACCAAACAGCGUGGAAGAAAACCUCAAGAAGUUGAGGAAGUCAAAGAAACUGUGCCGGCAAUUCCAGCAGCCGUUCACGUUCCAAUCGUUAGGACUCCGACAGAACAAAAGGCUCGAUUGAAUGGAAUCCUAUUAAAUUUGUUGAGCAAACUGCCAACUAAGCAAUCCCUGGAUGUGUCUUAUUUACUCGAAGGUGGCAGGAGACGUGGAAAAAACAGACUUUAAAAAGGUAAAAUUUGGGUGAUAACUGCUGUAAUAUAAAUAAGGAAUAAUUACUUAAAACAUUUUGCUAUAAGAAUUAAACAAACAAAUUAAUCGUAUUUACACGCGAACUCUCAAAUGAAAGUUUUAAUUUAAAAAUUAAAAACCACAAAUAAUUUUUCGAUCUAAACAAAAACAACUGUAUUUUUUACUUACAUCACUACUACUAAUAAGAGCUAGUCAUAGUUUUUGUUGUUAACUCUAUUAUUGCUAAUUGGCCUACAAUGUUUUUUUUUUAAUUUUCAAUGCA
Nicrophorus vespilloides is the source of this 5923-nucleotide messenger RNA. RefSeq names its product histone-lysine N-methyltransferase ash1 (gene ash1). The coding region runs from base 16 to 5637 and encodes 1873 amino acids. Gene Ontology annotation, molecular function: DNA binding; chromatin binding; protein binding. NCBI's taxonomy places the organism in Eukaryota, Metazoa, Arthropoda, Insecta, Coleoptera, Silphidae. The transcript is spliced from 5 exons. Gene Ontology annotation, cellular component: nucleus. The record is from RefSeq and is a predicted model, not a curated record.